Molecule: messenger RNA, 4299 nt
Organism: Homalodisca vitripennis (glassy-winged sharpshooter)
Lineage: Eukaryota; Metazoa; Arthropoda; Insecta; Hemiptera; Cicadellidae
Exons: 12
Coding region: 251-3022 (923 amino acids)
Source: RefSeq, a predicted model, not a curated record
CGAAUAAAAUUCACACUCACAGGUAUACGGGUUUUACAGUCUAAAGAGGUAUCUUCUCUUGGAUAUGUGGUAUAUGGUAAUUUAACUAAAUUGCCAGUUUUAUCGUCGAUAGUAGGUUACUUGUAUUACUUGGAUAAUUGGACUAUUUCCCAGCAUAAUAUUUGAGUUUCCAUAUUUGCCAUGGACAAUUUUAAACUUUCGUGGAACGGCAUGUUUCACUUGUGGCCGAUAAGUUACUAACUGUCACAAAAUGGCACCAUGGCCUGAGCAAGGCACCGAAACAAAAACUCCUGAUAAGGAGGAAAAAGGUGAUGUAGGCAAUACCAUCUACACAGUAGAAAACGAAGAAUCUUCAGAAAAUAGUCUGGCGUGUCGUUCAGAACAGACUCCUAAACAAAUUGAGGAAAAAGAAGUCCUAACACUGGAUGAAGGUCAGUUAAGAGCCCUUCUAGACGAAGCAAUUACGUAUAAAAAUCCUAAAGAUCGAGAAGGAAAAAGUGAGCUAUUUAAGGAGCUACUACAAGAAGCAGAGGCUGAUGAAAGUAAUAGCAAGGGGCUUGGAAGCUCCUUGAGUGCAAAACUACCUCGAAGUUACAAUCUUCCCGUAAGGAGGAGACACCCCCGCCACCAAGGGCGGGAAUGCGGUGUAGGUGUUUCCACAACCCGAGGCGGGUCACUACAGAAUCUGCACGCUCUAGGAAUGGGGGGGGGACGUCGCAGGAGUGGACGUAGUGGUGACACACUAGUGUCAGCACGCCAACGAGAGGGUGGCUCCCUCCCCACCAAUGUGAAUGUUGAUAAUGAUGCUGAUUUGGACGGUAUCAUUUGCCCCAACUACACAUCUCGUGCCACACUAGAAGUUUCCGGAUCCUGCAAGGAUGAUAAUGGAAUUGUCGAAGAUUCGAACAAUUUGGCACUUUUUCAGGGAAAUUGUGUGCCUAGUGGUACAGAGCAUCUCCAACCUGGACCAAACUAUAACACAUCCACACGCUCCUCAGGCCAAAAUCCAACCAAAGACGAUGAUAUUGACAACAAAUUUGCAUCAACGAUGAGUGUCAGCCCAUUGGAGACCGGGCCAGUAUCGUAUCCCGUCAACCCUGUCACACAACAUGUCAGUAUGUUCAACAUACCACCACCGCAAAUACAAAUCGGACCAGAUGAACACAGAAUUUGGGACAAUACAGAACACAAGAAGGUUAACGUUAACCGGAGGGGGCAUCAGAAGGCUGUGGCUCCUUCACUACCAGAUGUGGACAGCCAGGAUUCUACCGACAAAGGGGUGCUAGGCCCACCAUUCAUGGCUCACUGGAACAGAUAUAGCAGUUUUACAUUUCUCGAUUUUCGGGAUCCGAGCACCAAAAUGUCAACUUUUGGUAAAGAUGGAGAUACCAAGACCCGGUCGUGGGAUGUGGACCAAAACCAAAACAGCGUAGGCUGCUUAAGGAUGGAUUCCAACUGUAUGGACAGAAAAAAAACAAGGAGGGUCAAGACAAAAAAUGACCGAAAAUACAUUGAAAUUACGUCAGAAAAUAUCGAAGGAUUUCGUGGAGGUGCUGACAUUGACACAUUAAUGGAGUAUAUUGAAAGUCCUUCAAAUAUACUUGAUAAGGCAAGUAAAGCACGUGCCAACCAAUCAAAUGGCCCCCGAAAUCAUGUUAAAGUCCGGGCGAAAGAAGAAGACUCUAGGCCAAUUAAACGGAGAACUAAAGAGAAAUUUCAAAGGUGUAACAGCCUUGAAGAAAUAUCUAAAACUAAACUAGAGGACCUAACAGAAGAAAGUUCCAGUGAGAGAGUAAAUGGGUCACAACAGGCUCUGUCACAGGUGCAAGUCACUGUAGAUGACACUCAAAUCAAUAAAAAAUCAACUUGGGGAGAUGAGGCUGAUGUUGAAAAAAGUAGUAGUACAGUAAUGAAGCGUACUAAGGAGCUGAACAAGGAUAGGAACUCUCCUGAUGCAAUUCAGGACUCAGAAUUCCACGUUGUAACAAAAAAACAACGAAAGAAGAAACGACGCACAGGAUGCAGUGGACGAUUAGGUGGAUCCAAGCAGACUUACUACAGUGGGAGGGGAUUCCCAGCUCACGACCGCACCCUCGAACAGGGUGGAACGUCUGGACUGCUAUACCAAUACCGAAGCCGAGGAGAGAAGGACAACACUCAACCUCGGCGAAAGUCAGCAUCAUCUGUGCCACCUUCAGACAAAAGCGAUAGUUCUGACUUGGACAGUGUACACUCACUACCAGUGUCGUCUACCACCUCAAGGACAAAAGUUGGGAAGAAUUCCGUCUCUGGUGGUUCUACACCACAAGCUUCUUAUGCUGACAUUGCUAGAACAAUGGCUUCCCCUCCUGAUAUAGAUCAUGGGAAGUAUUCUCCCUACCUGCCAAGUACAGGAGCAGACCUUGAUGAGUCAUCUUGUGAUCACCCGGAACCAUCCGCUUUGUUACCUUCUAUUUUGUCUUUAAAAAAAGAUGCAAUGACUGAUACAACAUGUGAUAUUACAAAGCCUGCUCUUCACAAAGAAGAGUACCCACCGUUAGACAUUAAAAGCGCCGAUAUAUUUUUAGAUUCAUCGAUUAAACCCCGUAACACACCAACAAGAGACAAUACUGGUUUUGAGAAUCAUACCAAAACUAUUUUAUAUGUGAUACCUAUUAGUAGUGAAAGUGGAACCGGUCCACGUUCUACAUCUGUACAUACGCCCUCAGCCUGCAUUAAACCUUUCACAGAAUCAGACUGUAAGAGACCCCCGGUAAUUCUUAUGGAUGAACCUAUCGCAAAUUCACAAAUCCCAUCCGAAUUGACGUUCGGGUUUGAAGUGAAUCAACAGUUGCUUCAAUGUGAGGAAUCUACGUGUAGUUUGAAUUCAGUGUCAGCGCAACAUGCUUUCCACAAUGAUACGCAACAGACCUUCCCAGCAGACUCUUAUUGGAGAAGAGUCAUAGCCUAUCUUGCUACAGCCUGGGAAGAUACUAUGAGGGAUCUGCAGCUUGGCAGAGCCAAGUAUUAUGAUGAACACUAAUAAAAGCUCAGUGCUUAGUGAUAUGUUAAUCUUGUCGUAUUUAAUUUUUGUUAAAUUAUGUUGUUUGUUUUAUGUGGAUUCAACCACAAAUGUUUUUGCUAUAUUUUAAAUAUGGCUGUAAUGUUAAUUUAACAUGAGUCAUUAAAAUAUUUUACCAUUCAGUGCAUUUAAGUUUACAUGUAUUGAGAGACAACAGUUGAAGUGAUUUUCAUCAUUCAUCACCAUAAACAUUACUUGUAAUGCCUCCAUUCUGUGUUGUUAUGGCCCCUUUGCAUAAGUGAACAUAUUCAAAGAAUGAAUUCUAAUGCAAAGAAGAAUUUUGACACUAUGUGCAUAAAUUGUGUUUGAAUACCAAAUCCAAAUGAAAUUGAAACAGCAAUGGGUUCCGAAUUGUAAUACUUGUUUUACAAAAGUUUUUGUUUGGUACUGGUUUAUGACUUUUAAUUAUGAUAAUUUAAUAUUCAAAUGAUUAAGUAUAGCAAAUAUGUAGACAACAUGAUACUAGCUCCUUUACAUUAUUAGAAGUAUUUGUAUCAACUGUGUUAAUUCUCACCUGGCCAGCCUGUUUGGCUGUAAAUGAAGUGAAUUUCUUUUAUUCGUUGAUUAAUAUUUGUAAUUCAUUGAACAUCCCACCAAAAUUUAAAGCAGAGGACUAAGCACGAAUAUUUUCCAAAAAUUAAUACCUAGUUCUUUUAUAAUUUUAUAUUUAUGUAAUAAACAAAUACAAGUGCUGAUAAUACUACAUAACAGUACUAUACUUAUACAGUAUAAUAAUUGUGUCUAUGUUGCCUACAUAAUUGUUAAAACUACAGUUUUGUUCAUAUGUUGUUUUGAAAUUAGUUUUACAUGCAUUUUUAAGUAUUAUCUAGCAAUAAUCUUUUUCAGGGGGUUUUAAAAAGCAUAAGAUUUUUAAAUUUUCAUGCAAACUGUGUUUUCAUUAAGUUAAACUUGCUUUUACUUGUUUAAUUUAAAAUUUAAUCUGUUUGAUUGUGGUGUAACUUUUAAGUUUCAGCUUCUUAUGUAUUUUAUAAAAUACACCAUGUUGUCUAAGUUUUUUCAGCAUUUUGAAUUCCAGUUUUUUAUAAUUUCUGUAUUUAAUUGAAGCUUAUUUAAUGAAACUGAUUUGUAUGGUCAAACACCCAGUUUUAAGUACUUGAUAUUUUUCAAUAUUUGUUUACAUUAAAUAAUCAAAACAUUAAAAGUUACUUAAAAGUAGUAAAAUCGUUCGCACUGGAAGAGAUUUGUAUUUAUAAUAAAAUUGUUAUUUCUUUAUUACA